AUGGUGCACUUGGUGCAAACGCUGCAGCAUUGCAUGAUAUUCGACGUGGUUGAACCUGCCUGGCGGGAGAUGAUGACGAGAAUUGGGCAGAAAUCUGCUGGAAUCGAUGGCGUCAAAUUCGACAAGAAUGAGGAGCUGAGAGUGGAAAAAUUGGAUGUUGCGUUUUCAACCCUCGCGUUGGAAUUGAUUAAUUUGGCUUCUGAUGACGCUGGUGUCAUCAGUGCCACGGUGAAAAACAUGCUGCGAAGGCUAAAUUACAACGCGCAUUACUCAGAUGAGAACUCUGCGUUUGUUGACGAAGCAAACGCAGAGAUGGAUUCGCGGCGUUGCUACCUGUGGAUGUUGUUGAUUCUUUUUGAAGCUUGUUUGAUAAACGGAGAAAUGUUCGACGGUUGGAAAGAGGGGCUGUUCUCUUUGGGCGAAGGGAUCGCGACUGUGGCGCGGACUGUUGUGGACGUCGGCACCAUCAUCAACGACGCCGUCGAGGAGGACUGCGAAUAUUCGUGUCCGUCGGGGUUUGAACCAUUGCCAAGAAGAGACCAUGUGGCGACGGCAAAUGGGUGCGGCUCGUACGGGUUGCAGCUUCAAGAUGUCGGGAUUACCGGUGUGAAUUUUGAUCCCUGCUGCAACUCUCAUGAUAUUUGUUAUGACACAUGUGGAACUGACAAGGAUAUCUGUGAUCUGGAGUUCAAGAAAUGUUUGUACAAACAGUGCAAGUCUCCGCACCUUCAUUACAACAUACUUGAAGUCAAGACUUGUUUGAUAAACGGAGAAAUGUUCGACGGUUGGAAAGAGGGGUUGUUCUCUUUGGGCGAAGGGAUCGCGACUGUGGCGCGGACUGUUGUGGACGUCGGCACCAUCAUCAACGACGCCGUCGAGGAGGACUGCGAAUAUUCGUGUCCGUCGGGGUUUGAACCAUUGCCAAGAAGAGACCAUGUGGCGACGGCAAAUGGGUGCGGCUCUUACGGGUUACAG
Notodromas monacha is the source of this 975-nucleotide messenger RNA. NCBI's taxonomy places the organism in Eukaryota, Metazoa, Arthropoda, Ostracoda, Podocopida, Cyprididae. The record is from the annotation of a GenBank genome assembly.